Penicilliopsis zonata CBS 506.65 is the source of this 642-nucleotide messenger RNA. RefSeq lists its product as hypothetical. Lineage: Eukaryota; Fungi; Ascomycota; Eurotiomycetes; Eurotiales; Aspergillaceae. The coding region runs from base 1 to 642 and encodes 213 amino acids. The transcript has 3 exons. The record is from RefSeq and is a predicted model, not a curated record.
AUGACUCUGGGGAUAGUGAAGGCGAGAGCGAGGUCAAGAACGAGCUCUGUUAUCUCCUCUCUACACGAUCAGAGGCAGCGAGCUGUAGAGACUGUUGCCUCAACGCUUGAUCAGCAUCAAAGUUUCCGCAACCUCGGUAAGCUGCGCGAUGGCCACUGCUGUGUCAUUACAGGGGAUAUGGAUACAGAGGAAUGGGAUCGGAGAGGGCGCCCAGAUGAUGUUGAUUUCGGGCCUGUGGAGGUCGCAUAUAUCAUCCCAUUUGCAUACACAUCUUGGGAAAAGUCCACACAAUGUCCUGGCCAGACCACCUCUUCCAGGGAAGUCUUGUGGCACUGUUUCCCACAGGUCCGUCUAGUGGGAAUGCAGGUAUCGUCCAUCAACAGCCUCUUGAACGGUAUCACACUGCGAGACUAUGUGCACACGCAGUUCGGCAAAUAUACCAUCGCCUUCAAACCCACAGAUACCCCGAACGUGUACGAGCGGAAAUUAUUUAACAGAUUUCCAAGUGCCCAGAGAAGAACCUUGCCCCAGAGCAGCCGGAUCAAGUUUACGCACGCGCCGGGCACAGAGACUUUUGAGCUACCCAGCACCGCCUUACUCAAUUGUCACUAUCGCCUGGCGGAGAUCCUUAACGCUUCUUGA